UUAUAGAGUAAGGUAAGGUAAACAAUAUUGAGUAUUUGUGUGGUGAUUUAGUUAAGGAUAACACAGCGAUCAGUUUCAGCCAAAAAAUGGGGACUCAGACAGCAGCUCUAUGCUCCCUUGUAGUGCUCCAAAUAUUAAGCUUAAGUUCAGGUGAGCCUCCCUACUACAGAACAUACCGAGUUCUUUCUGGAUCUCCUUAUUACAACAACUAUUACACAUACAACAGAAAUCCUUAUGUGGAAAAUUCCUACAGAUACACUUAUCCAUCUAGGCCUCUUUACGAUGAUAAAGUAUACAUAACAGACCGGUAUGGAAACACAGUAGCCCAAACUGCAAGUGAAUAUAACAGAUAUGUGCAAAGCUCUUCUUAUAGAAACAACGGAGAUUGCGAGCAUUGUCCAAGUGGCUAUUUUCGAGAAGCUCAACAAGUCACGACAUGUACGGCAAGCACAUGUGGACAAAACGCCCAAUGCCAAGUGAUAGGAGGAAGACCGGUUUGUUCGUGCUACAGAGGAUAUUCUGGAGAUCCGUUAUCUGUUUGCACUAGGUCGGAAUGCUUAUCUGAUGGGGAAUGUAGAGGCCAUUUAACGUGUAGAAAUGGUAGAUGCAUUGAUCCUUGCUCAGGAACAUGUGGAAUUAAUGCUGAUUGCCAAACCAGAAAUCACGUUCCCGUAUGCAGUUGCCCACCUGGAUAUACAGGAAGUCCAUUCAGUAGCUGUAGAAGAUUUGAUCCUUCUGAACUGUGCCACCCAAGCCCUUGCGGACAAAACACCAACUGUGAAGUAGUUAAUGGAGUUCCAACUUGCAAAUGCAGACCUGGAUUUUUGGGCUCACCAAUUGCCGGAUGUCGGCAUGAAUGCGAAAGGGAUGGCGAAUGCAAUUCCAAUCAAGCUUGCAUCGAUUUCCGUUGUCAAAAUCCAUGCAGUUCUCAAUGUGGAGAAAAUGCCGACUGUUCCAUCAGGAACCAUCAAGCUGUAUGCAGCUGCCCCAAGAAUUACUUCGGAAACCCUUCGAUUUCCUGCAAACCGGAAUGUUACGGGGAUGUGGACUGUCCAGCUGGCAGACCAGCCUGUUUCUACGGGAUCUGCAAGAACCCAUGCGAUGGUGUUUGUGGAGUGGGCGCUGACUGCAACCUCAGGGGACUCACUCCUAUUUGCUCCUGUCCAAAGGACAUGACCGGCGAUCCGUUUGUAAGCUGCAGACCUUUCGAUUCACAUGAUCUUUGUGAACCAAACCCAUGCGGAUCCAACGCAUAUUGUGAGCCUGGAUUUGAGACACGCAAUCCUGCAAAGGAACGGCCAGUCUGCUUCUGCCAAACUGGUUACAUUGGCAAUCCGGUUGCAGGAUGUCGAAGAGGAGAAUGUCUGGGAGACCCUGAUUGUCCCAAUAAUCAGGCUUGUAUUGAUUACGUCUGCCAAAAUCCUUGCGUUGGUCAAUGUGGUGUGAAUGCUGAAUGCAACCCCAGGAACCAUCUGGCUGUAUGUACUUGUCCAACCGGGUACCAAGGAGAUGCUCUUUCGCAAUGCUACUUGAACAGAGGACAGUCCGCUUCCAGGUAUAUUCGCUACAAACGAGCGUUGGAAGAAUUGGCGGCAAAUCUUACCUUGGAGGCUUAAAAUUGGGAGCAAAUGAAUAUUCGGCUAUAAAUUUGUGCAUUUUCAAUAUACCAGAGUUAAAAUGAAAGACUGUCUCUAAAAAGAAGUGAAAUGUUGAAUGUUAGAAAAUAGUGUGUUCAAUAACUGCGUCGAAGCAAAGCUGCCUAUUGCUAACUGCCGUAACUUUACAGUAAGUUUUUGUAAUAUUGUUUUAUUUUUGUACGAAUAAAAUAUUUAAUUUCC
Molecule: messenger RNA, 1838 nt
Organism: Dendroctonus ponderosae (mountain pine beetle)
Lineage: Eukaryota; Metazoa; Arthropoda; Insecta; Coleoptera; Curculionidae
Product: neurogenic locus notch homolog protein 1
Exons: 10
Coding region: 87-1616 (509 amino acids)
Source: RefSeq, a predicted model, not a curated record